Molecule: messenger RNA, 5853 nt
Organism: Dromaius novaehollandiae (emu)
Lineage: Eukaryota; Metazoa; Chordata; Aves; Casuariiformes; Dromaiidae
Gene: CMTR1
Product: cap methyltransferase 1
Exons: 24
Coding region: 441-2933 (830 amino acids)
Biological process (GO): 7-methylguanosine mRNA capping
Cellular component (GO): nucleus; cytoplasm
Molecular function (GO): methyltransferase cap1 activity; protein binding; nucleic acid binding
Source: RefSeq, a predicted model, not a curated record
GUCACUGGCGCGCGCCCGCGGGCGGGGGAGGCCCCGCGGGAGGGGGCGGGGCGACGCCUCAGAGCGGGGUAACGGGGCGACCGCGCCGGGCCUCCCGCCGCCGCCGAGGGGCCCGCGGAGGACGGUGCGGCCGGCCCGGCCCCAUCUCCUCCGUGAGUGCCGCCGCAGCCGGGGCAGCGGGGCCGCGGCCCCCCGGCUCGGGCCUCCGCCGGGCUCGGCGCGCUUCUCGCCGGCGGCUCCGCCGGGCGCGGCCCGCGGCCCGCCGAGGGCGCCGGGCUCGGGAGCCGGCCCGGGAAGCGGUAGCGGCUGCCGGCGGUUAGCGGAGAGCCCUGCCACCGCCGUUAGGUACCGCGGCGUCGCACGGGCUUGUGCCCCCGGGCUCCUCCGGCGGAUCCGCUUCGGUUCUCCACGGUCGUCUGCGGGACGCUGCGUUGUUAAAAAUGAAGAGAAGGGCAGAGCCAGAGUUUAACAGCCCGCAAAAGAAGCAGAAGAGGGUAGAAGACUUGGGAUUAACCCUCAGUUCUACUUCAGAUGAUGAAACUCAGUUUAGUAAUCAUAUGACUCAAGAGUCUUCUAGUAGCAGCAGUGGAUCUGAUAGUGAGAGUGAUGAAAAAAGGCCAGUCUUCAGCAAUGAGUUCAAGCAAGACUCUCUCGUGGAGGGUACUUCAUCCCGCUACUCUAUGUAUAACAGUGUCUCCCAGAAGCUCAUGGCCAAGAUGGGCUUCCGUGAAGGAGAAGGUCUGGGAAAAUAUAGCCAAGGCAGAAAGGAUAUUGUUGAGGCCUCCAGUCAGAAGGGAAGGAGAGGCUUUGGACUGACCCUCAAAGGGUUUGAUGGGGAGCUGAAUGUUGACUGGCAGGAUGAACCAGAGCCCAGUGCCUAUGAGGAGGUGGACUGGUGCCCAGGCUGCACCACAGAAAUCCCUGAUGCCCAGGAGUUGAAGGAGUGGAUGACUGUGGGGAAGAGGAAGAUGGUGAUUGAAGAUGAAACGGAGUUCUGCAGCGAAGAGCUUUUACGUAAUGUCCUGCAGUGCAAGAGUGUAUUUGAUGAGCUGGAUGGCGAAGAAAUGCGUCGAGCUCGGACGAGAUCUAAUCCCUAUGAGAUGAUCCGUGGAGUCUUCUUCCUAAACAGAGCUGCAAUGAAGAUGGCAAAUAUGGACCAUGUCUUUGACUACAUGUUUACAAAUCCAAAGGACUUCCGUGGGAGGCCCUUGAUAAAGGAGCGAGAUGCAGAGCUGCUUUACUUUGCUGAUGUGUGUGCUGGCCCCGGGGGCUUCUCUGAGUACGUCCUGUGGAGGCGGAAGUGGCAUGCAAAAGGAUUUGGCAUGACCUUGAAAGGACCAAAUGACUUUAAACUAGAGGAUUUCUAUUCUGCCUCCAGUGAGCUCUUUGAACCUUACUAUGGGGAAGGAGGGAUUGAUGGAGAUGGAGACAUCACCCGCCCAGAGAACAUCACUGCUUUCCGGAAUUUUGUUUUGGACAAUACUGAUCGGAAGGGAGUGCAUUUCUUAAUGGCUGACGGGGGCUUCUCUGUGGAGGGACAGGAGAAUCUGCAAGAAAUCCUAAGCAAACAGCUGAUGCUCUGCCAGUUCCUUACAGCACUGUCUGUUGUCCGGACAGGAGGACAUUUUGUCUGCAAAACCUUUGACCUAUUUACUCCGUUCAGUGUGGGGCUUGUUUAUCUGUUGUACUGCUGCUUUGAGCGAGUUUGCAUCUUUAAACCUGUGACGAGCCGUCCUGCUAACUCAGAGAGGUAUGUGAUAUGCAAAGGAUUAAAGCUAGGGAUUGAUGAUGUGCGGGACUACCUCUUCACAGUGAACAUCAGACUCAACCAGCUGCGCAACUCGGACGUGGAUGUAAAUCUCGUUGUCCCAGUGAACGUGAUCAAAGGCGAUCAGGAUUUCUGUGAUUACAUUGUUCACUCUAAUGAAAAUCACUGCAAAGUUCAGAUCAAGGCACUAGCCAAAAUUCGUGCCUUUGUUCAAGACACGACGCUGAUUGAGCCACGACAGGCUGAAAUCCGAAAGGAGUGUCUCCAGCUAUGGGGGAUUCCUGAUCAGGCCCGUGUUGCUCCCUCAUCUUCAGAUCCCAAGUCCAAGUUCUUUGAGUUGAUCCAGGGCACAGAUAUUGAUAUCUUCAGUUACAAACCUACUCCUCUCAAUUCAAGUACACUGGAAAAGAUCCGCCAAGUGUUAGAUUACCGGUGUAUGGUGUCUGGAAGUGAACAGAAGUUCCUCUUGGGGCUAGGGAAAUCACAGAUCUACACCUGGGAUGGUCGCCAGUCAGAUCGCUGGACAAAGCUGGACUUGAAAACAGAGCUGCCACGAGAUACCCUUCUCUCUGUGGAGAUUGUUCAUGAACUGAAAGGAGAGGGGAAAGCGCAGCGAAAAAUCAGUGCCAUCCACAUCCUGGAUGUCUUGGUGCUGAAUGGCAAUGAUGUUCGAAACCAGCACUUCAACCAGAGGAUUCAACUUGCGGAGAAGUUUGUCAAAGCUGUUUCUAAACCUAGCCGGCCAGAUAUGAACCCCAUUCGAGUGAAGGAAGUGUACAGAUUGGAGGAGAUGGAGAAGAUUUUUGUGAGGUUAGAGAUGAAAGUCAUCAAGAGUUCAGGGGGAAUACCCCGGCUAUCCUACACGGGCCGAGAUGACCGGCACUUUGUGCCCACGGGACUCUACAUCGUACGGACUGUGAAUGAUCCCUGGACAAUGGCAUACAGCAAAAAAUCCAGGAGGAAAUUCUUCUUCAACAAGAUAACCAAGAAUUCAACAUAUGAUCUCCCUUCUGAAUCCAUUGCACCCUUUCAUGUCUGCCAUUACAGCCGCCUCUUCUGGGAGUGGGGGGAAGGUGUCAAAGUGCAUGACUCUCAGAAAAGGCAAGAUCCAGAGAAGCUAUCGAAGGAGGAUGUCCUGUCUUUCAUCCAAGCGCACUAUCCCUGACCCCUGCACUCAGGAGGGGUGUAGGGGGUUGCUGAGCCUCGCUUGGAUUCUUCAGGACUGGCUGGACUGGGGAGACUCCACACCUUCUACCCCUGGUCUUCUCCAGAGCUGAUUUCCUGGAGGUGAUCUAACCAGGGGGGUGGUAUGCAGAAGGCAUAGGACAAGGCUCUAGCCUGGGAUGGCAGGGUAUGUAAGUGUGUGGCUCAGGUAGUGCCUGCUGCAGGAGUACCCAUGGAGACUCCUGGAGCCAAGGCCUAAUGCUGUUUUGUCCUGACCUACUGCAUGCAUAAGGCCAAGGGGCUGGCAGCUUUCCUUGUUCUAUUCAAACAUUCAGCUAGGUUUGUGGAGCUCUGUGUGUGCCAGAACUUUCUGGAGGUGGCACGUGCUUCCUUGGCAGUGUGGGGAGGAGCAGAGGAUGGUGACAGAGCUGGGGAACAGCACAUUUAAGCAGCCCCACGAUGUUCUAGCACCUGUCUGUGUCCUUGGCCUUGUCAAGGGCCUUUGCUACCCAGUGGUGGGUAUAACUCAUUAGGGAACGCUAGCUGUGGGACACAAGUAUGUAUUCUUGCUGGUGUCUCCAGCACUUGUGCUGUCAAGGCACUUGGCUGACUGCUGACAAUUCCUAUGUGAUGGUAUCCUGGUGAACAAAAGCCACCCCAGGUGAUAAGAGGAGAGUUCCUGGCACAGUUUUGAUGUGUAGAGUGCCAGGGUUUUCUCAGAUCUCUAGAAGCUGCUGUGACAAGGAUUUCCCCUCUCUGGGUCCUUGACUGACCCUGAGCCACCAGCCUGAUGUUAAUUUGUGAACGUGUCUAUGCCUUGUGGUACUUCUGAGACCAAGGUGCUUUGAUUUUCUUGGUACUCAGUACUUGGUACUGUUACCCAUUUCUUCAGGGAGGAAAAGAGAUGUGGGAGGGAAGACACAGGAAGUUUGUGAUGCUGGAGGUCUUGAGAGGAAAUGAUGGGAACAUCUGACUUUAACAAAGACCCUGCGCUUUGAUGAAGUGAGAUCUUGACUUUGACCAUGUUGGUUAUUCAGAAGAAAUCCUAUUGCCUGAGUAUAUCCACUGGAAAGGAUAUUAGACUUUCCUUUUUAAAUGUCAGAGUGGUGUUUGAAACCCUCCAUGUCUGAUCUGACCCUGGAGCUGCAUCUGGAGUGUGAAGGCCCAGAGCUAUGACUCUCAGCAUGAUUGUGUGUCAACAGACUUCUCCAUGCACUUCUGUGCUGGGCUCAAAGUUGUCUUCUGUUGCAUGUUUUACCUUCACUUCUGGCUUCCAUGUGGCUUUUGCCAGGUCUUCCAUAUAAAUCAGAAGAUAACACACAGUUGACUGCUUUUGGCCAGACAGCAAAGUUGCUUUCUUUUUUCUUUUUCUUUUUUUUUUUUUUUUGGUCUUUAAACACAGGUUGGCAGUAGAGAGGAAACUUAUUUAGGGGUUGCCUGAACUGUGCCUUAAAGAAAACUAUAGUUCUCCCAGAAACUAUAGCAGUUGUUUAGAUUAUUAUUUCUUUCUCCCCAUUCUCAUAUGUAGGAUUUGAACAAGCUGUGUAUAAUGAGACAUGGAAAGUUUGGGUCUUGCAGGAGUACAGGUGCAUGGGUGCAUUGCACCCCUCACAAAGAGGCCAGAAUAAGGACAGAACAUUAUAAAGUCCCAUCUCCACUCUAAGGCCCAAUGUUGUGUGUAGGUUUUGUGCUGAAUCUCUGCACACACUGAAUGUCAUCCUGUCAAUGUGAGCGGGCUCUGCUCUCUGAGCCUGUAGCACUUCCAUGUCUUCACAAGCAAAUUGUGUCCAGGUACCUGUGCAUUAGUUCUCUACUGUUUGGCAUAAAUGAAUUUAGCUGCCACAGUUCCUUGUACUAAGGAAACUUGGAUACAGGCUUCAACACUGCAGAACCACAAACCCUGGCUAGGGGAGCAGCACAGAACCUGGUAUGGUCUGUUGGAGUAGGGAAGCUGGAGGAGGCAAAGCUGGGUGUUGAUGGGAGGUUAGGUUACAGAUAGGUAGCCCUGAAUAUUGUGCAGAAGAGCUAUUGUAUUUCUGUUCAAACUCCAGCCAAAAGUAGUGAAGUGGGCCAAAGUUUUUUGCUUCCCCCUCUCUCCCUUGAUAAUUAUUAAUCCCUAGACACAGGCAGGUCUGCCUGAGCAGUUGUGGGACUGUGCUGUUGCUGAACUGCAACCCUGUGUGCUCUUGAGGCCUGGUAAAACAUGAGAGAGAUUGUGGCCUUCCCCUCAGAGGACAAGACCCUGUCACUGGCAUUUUUAGCAAAGGCACUUCCAUGGGAGACAGGGAAGAACUUCUCCCAGUGGGCAAGAAAGCACUUCCAGCUGUGUGAUUUCCAGGCCUGUGUACAGUUGGCUUUUUAAAUCAGUAAUUUGAGUUUUGGCAUGUCUGCUGACUGCCUUGAGGCUGUUAUAAUGCCAGCAAAGCAAGCUGCUCCCUUUACCAGGCUCCUUUGCUAAAUGUUUUGUCCUUCACUCAGGUCUUUGGUCUCCCCUUUGGGCUGGCAGACAGGAGGGUAACUAGGGAGUACACCAUGGUAAGUGUGGACCUUGCAGGGCACAAAAGAAACCUGAUUUGCCUGCAGGCUAGCUUUUAUGAACAGAUGCUUCCUAUUUGCCCUGUUGUCUCUAGCUCCUCUUAAUUUUAAUUUGCUUUUAUUUUUAAUUUUAAUUUUAUUUUUUGAUGAACUGAACCUUAACUCUCAACUCCCUUUCAAGAAGGCAGCAUGAGCCACCAAGCUACUUGCUUCCCUGCUGCAGGUUGAAUAUGGAGGGAGCAUGCUGGGAAGGGGAAUGAGGAAGGUCGUGCUGAAGGGAAUGCUUACGUACAUUAAUUGCACAAUGUAUUGGCCCUGUAUCAUUUUGUGUUGACUUUUCUGCUUUCACUGUCUCUAUUAUCAAUACAGCCCCUUUAGUUCACAAA